AUGUUUGUAACGCCAAAAGAAAAUGUGGAUAAAGAGUUCGGUAAUGAAGUCGUCACUAACAUUAAGAAUAUGCUCGAUACUUUGCUAAUACAAAACGCCAAUCAGCAGAAGGAUAUAAAUGUUAAUGUAAAUUUGAAGUUGGAGCCCAGCCUCGAAGCGUUAUGAGACUUCAUGUGCAGAACAUUCGACCGAAAAGAUGCCACAGAGGAAUAUGAAGGAAAUAGUUCAGUUGAAGAUUUUGAUAAAUGGAUGCGUGAACAUUUCGGUCCGAUUGUAAAGACGUCGACGUACGACGAAGAUACAGACAACAGCGAGCAGGAAAAUUCUGUAGAGAGAUCGGAAGAAAGUUUUGAAUCCUGUUCAAUGCUGUUUUCAGGAGAAUGUUCAAAAGAAAGUGUCGAAAAUACGCAAGAGAAUAAUAACCAAUAUUUAGAUGUUACUUUUGAUUCUAAGUUUGACGAUAUAAUAAAGUCUUCCGAGGAAAAUACGGUAAGCUUAGAAACUACAGAGAGCAAUGAAGAAACCGGCAGUUAUAAUUAUGAUUAUAUAUUUGUGCCAACAACAAUGCAUUCACUGGAACCAAGCGAAAUAGUUGAAGAAGUGUCCAAUUUACAUAGUGACGGAGAUACGAAAGAAACCGAAGAAACUGAUACAGUCGUGAUUGAUUCCAAUGAAUCGGAGAGUAGUGAGGAAACUCCAUCACCCAUAAUUGUAUCGAACGAAUCGAAGAGUAGUGAAGAAACAAACAAAGUUGUAACGGAAUCGAACGAAUCGAAGAGUAUUGAGGAAACUGAAAUACGCUUCGAUGAUUCAAAUGAAUCGAAGAGUAGUGAGGAAACUCCAUCACCCAUAAUUGUAUCGAACGAAUCGAAGAGUAGUGAAGAAACAAACAAAGUUGUAACGGAUCGAGAGAAUUUUUUUUUUGUUUUUUGA
This is a messenger RNA of Bactrocera oleae (olive fruit fly), 933 nucleotides long. NCBI's taxonomy places the organism in Eukaryota, Metazoa, Arthropoda, Insecta, Diptera, Tephritidae. The record is from RefSeq and is a predicted model, not a curated record.